This is a messenger RNA of Prosopis cineraria, 351 nucleotides long. RefSeq names its product NDR1/HIN1-like protein 6. Lineage: Eukaryota; Viridiplantae; Streptophyta; Magnoliopsida; Fabales; Fabaceae. The transcript has 2 exons. The record is from RefSeq and is a predicted model, not a curated record. The coding region runs from base 1 to 351 and encodes 116 amino acids.
AUGGAAGCUAGUAACCCUAAUAGUCAUAUAGGGUUUUAUUAUUUAAAAGGUGGAAGAGCUUCACUUUCUCAUGACAAGCAAGAGAUAGCACGUGGGUUGCCUCCUGAGUUUUAUAAUGGAAAGAAGGAGAUUAGGGUUUUUGAUUUGGUGCUCAGAUCUUCAUCAGAAGCAUUGUCUCAGGUAUUUGCAGAAACUAUUAUGAGGGAUGACGAUGAUGCUGGUAAGUAUUCAAAUGGGAAAAUCCCGCUUGUAGUGUUCAUUCGCUUACCAGUGAAAGUUAAAGUUAGAAAAUUGAAGUUGUGGAAGAUGAAGAUGAAGAUCACUUGUGAUUAUGCGUAUAGAUACAAUUGA